AUGCUGCUGGGCGAACCGGACCCUGAUCAGCUGCCGCAGCUGGCGCUGGACUCGAGCGUCACUCUGGCGACUCCUGACACAGCGGCUCCCGGCUCCUGGCUGCUGAGGGACGUUUACGGCCUGGGCACUCGUCUUGUGGUGUCGCCACCCGUUGUCUGGCAACCGGGAAGCCUCAUGCCCGCUCCUCCUUCGCGCGACAACUUGCAGGGACUCGCCAUCAAGGCCGGCAUCGUAAAAGUGCACGAUGAUUUCUCUCGCUACGACGACCUACGUUACCGGCAUCUGGACACUUGGAGCAAACUACACUACGCCAUAUCUAAAGUGGCGGCAGCCCGGCUGAAUUUCACGCACAAUAUCGUGUUCGCCGACCAGUGGGGCACGCGCGUCACCAAGGACAUGUUCAACGGGCAGGUGGGCCAGAUACAGAGGGGCGAGGUGGACGUCGCGGUCGGCGGCGUCGCCCUGCGGGCCGAGCGCAGCGACGCCAUCGACUACACCACGCCCACUGGCCUCUUCCAGCCGGCAUUCAUGUUCCGGGAGCCGUCACUGGCGGCGGUGAGCAACGUGUACACGCGGCCCUUCUCGCGCGGCGUCUGGCUCAGCUACUCGCUGGCGGCGCUGCUGCUCGCCCUGCUGGUGGUCGCCUCGCAGCGGCUGCUGGCCAGCGCGCAGGGCGUGCUCUCUGCCACUGCUGACCCCGCCGUCGCGCCGCCCUGGGUCGACGUACCGCUCGUCGCCUUCAGCAUCGUCUGCGAGGAAGGAAUGCAGGACCCGCCGCAGAACGCCUCGUCGCGCAUCCUGCUCAUGUUUCUGCUGGUGCUGGCCGUCUUCCACAUGACGGCCUACUCUGCCUGCAUCGUGACGCUCCUGCAGCUGCCCAGCAGCAGCAUCAAGACCCUGGAGUCGCUCUUCAGUUCCAAGAUGCGCAUCGUCAUCCAUGACCUGCCCUACAACAUCAACUACGGAAAUGAGACGAAGGAUCCGCUGAUCAAGUCGUUCUACCGGGAGCGCGUGUACUCGCAGCCGCGCAAAGCGUUCCGCCCGCUGGAGGACUGUGUGGCGCAGAUGCGCGAGGGCGGCGUGGCGUGCCACGCGGACGAGGCGGCCUACAAGGUGAUCGGCGACACCUUCCUCGAGUCGGAGAAGUGCAGCCUCAAGGCGGUGCCCAUGUUCCCGCUCAGGGGCAUCAUCAUGGCCGUCAGGAAGCAGUCGCAGUACAAGGAGACCUUCUCCAGGACGCUGACAUGGCUGAGGGAGACGGGCCUGCUGAAGCGCGAGUGGACGCGCUGGGUGGCGCAGAAGCCGCGCUGCCUGAACCGCGACAGCGGCUACGCAGAGGUGGGCCUCACCGAGGUGUCGCCCGCGUUGCUCAUGGUGUGCUACGGCGUCGCCGCAUCCCUGGCGGCGCUGCUAUUCGAGGUGCUGCUGCAUAGGCUGGUUGCCGCCAAGCAGGGGCACCACAAGAGGCAGCAGAAGCCCGGCACCGAUAACACGCUGGUGCCCAGUGCAUUCCUGCGCUGA
Schistocerca nitens (vagrant locust) is the source of this 1521-nucleotide messenger RNA. Its product is annotated as glutamate receptor U1-like. The transcript is spliced from 7 exons. The coding region runs from base 1 to 1521 and encodes 506 amino acids. NCBI's taxonomy places the organism in Eukaryota, Metazoa, Arthropoda, Insecta, Orthoptera, Acrididae. The record is from RefSeq and is a predicted model, not a curated record.